AUGGGAGUCCGCGGCCUCCAAUCCUUUCUAAAGGAGAACCGCCAGUCCCUCUGCAACACUGUAAUCCUCUCGCGUGAUGGCGCCGAGCAACGUCCGCCUGUUCCCGUUGUUGUGGAUGCCUGGGGCAUCAUCUACCAGCUCUACCUUGACUCGCUGCCUUGGACUUCUGGCGGAGAAUACCUUCGAUUCUACCGCUUGACACGGCGACUCAUCAAAGCAUGGCGCAGCGUCGGGCUGGAGCCGAUGUUCGUCUUUGACGGUGCGGCACCUCCAGAGAAGCACGCAACACUCCUGGAACGCAUGCAAGGGCAGGUUUCGACCUCGCGCAUGUUUUACACCAUCUCGGCGCAAACUCGGUCAGCACCCUCGUUCUCCCGUGGCAACACCAUCCUGCCCCCAUUCACGAUGCCUGCCUUUGCGCGUGCCCUCAGCUCUCUGGACGUUUCAGCACGCUUUGUCGCGCGUGGAGAAGCAGACGGCAUGUGUGUGGUUGUUGCCGACCAACUAGGCGGCUACGUCCUGGGCAAGGACACCGACUUUAUCAUCCUGUCGUCGGCGGCCAGCGGCAACAUGAAGGGAUACGUUCCGCUCGACAUGGUCGAGUGGAUCGAGGGCGAGCGCUCUGAGGGUCGCGCAGAUGGUGGCAGCUUUAUGACUGUCACUGCCAAGAAGCAGCAGGCGCGCAUGUCCCGCCUCCUUCCGCCCAAGAACUACCGUAACCCGACUCUGGUACUCUACACCUACAACGCGCCAUCGCUCUGCCGGCGUCUCCGCUUGCCCGCUAACAUGCUCCCCCUUCUCUCCUCGCUCGUCGGUAACGACUACACCCCAACCUCGGCUGCCGACCUGUUCUUUUCCGGCGGGGCCAAGCCAGCCGAACGCAUUGAGAAGGUUGCUCGCAUUCUGAGAGAACAGCUCGCUCGCCCGCUCGCCCACAGCGACGUGACGGACCUCGUCCGCCGAGUCGUGCGCAAGCUCUGCACCAGGCCAUACGUCGACGAUCACGAGGUUGAUGAGCUUGUCGACGCUGUCAUCGAGGCGACUAUCCAAUACGUCCUCCCUCAGACAGGCGAGUGCUGCUCGAUCUAUCCGUUCUGCGGCGAGGGCGGGUGCCAGACCAACCUCAGCCGCCUAUCCACUCCACUCGCUACACCACCGUCACCCCCUGAGGGGGUCGCGGCGUACGCCGCUGCCCAGCGUCGUGGCUUGUUGCAUAACAUCACGCACGCCUUCCUCUAUCCCGACCGCCUGUACCUUUGGUCCGUUCUCGAAGACCCGUCUGGACCAUGCUCGCGUGCGUCCUCAUCAGCAACGAUUGCCCGACAGGCCGCCUACUCAAUCGCAGACGAGGCGCUGGGUGGUCUUUCGUUCCCAGAACCAACCAUCGACGAGCUCGAGGUCCUCCAGCAGGACAAGGAUGUUUGCAAGCUGCUCGGCGUGGCUAGCGGAGACAAGGGUGACGCUGAAGAGAAUGAUUCCCAGGAGCAAAGACCAUCAACCCCAGAUGAAGCCGACUUAGCCGCCGCUUUCGAGCCUCCCCAGCCGAGUCACAGCGUUACAGAGUACCUCCGGCAAGGCUCGUCCAGUCGCAUCGCAUCGCGUACCCUUGAUCUUCCCACCCCCCUCACAAAUGACCCGCCAACCUGUCUCCGUCCUGUCACGGACCGCUUGAAAACGUACCUCCUGCACCUCGGUUCAGACAUCCCCGAGAUCCACGCCCUGCCACUCCGCCUCCAGCCUCUUGCCGCCGCCACUCGUAUGUGUAUCGUUGAGGCAGCCGAAAACGACACCACCGGUUCACGAAGGUGGCGCAAGGACGAGCUCGAGGCCGUUCUCCGCGCCGGUAUUGGCUGCUUGGAAGGCUGGGAUCUCAUCGCCAACGCGGAUGACGAGGAGACUACCGAGGAUGGCGAGCUCGAGGAGUCCUACCCCCUCCUGACCAACCGCAAUGCCGAGAUCGUGGCCCAGCUCUCAUCAGCGCUCGCUGACGCGUCAUUCCUUGCCCAAUCUCUCCUCCUCACACCCGACUCGGACACGGACAACAAGGACAAUCUCACCCACCUCACCCCUUACGCCUUGUUCAGUGGCUCAGCCCUGCACUUCCUCCUUUCGGGCCAAGACCCUCCGGUUUCUACGGGGUGGAGGUGGUCGGCGGCGUACCGUAACAAGUACCGCGACACAUUGGCGGCCGUCCUCGCCGACCUGCCUGCCGACGUGCUCGGCUUUGCGCGUGCACACGGGCCCAAAUCACCCAAGGCCGAGUCGCCCCAGCAGCGUCGCAAGGGCAGUAAAAAGGCCAACGGUCACAGUGCCAAUGGGUCUGCCUCGUCGGGGGGCAGGUUUGACUUGUUGAUGAGCGAGAAGCUUUAA
Apiotrichum porosum is the source of this 2370-nucleotide messenger RNA. RefSeq lists its product as uncharacterized. NCBI's taxonomy places the organism in Eukaryota, Fungi, Basidiomycota, Tremellomycetes, Trichosporonales, Trichosporonaceae. The transcript is spliced from 3 exons. The record is from RefSeq and is a predicted model, not a curated record. The coding region runs from base 1 to 2370 and encodes 789 amino acids.